GACGGUCCCUCCCACUGACCGGUAACAUUUCCGUUUCCGCGAGGCAAGGAGUUGCAACAACAACAGCCACAGACAGAUUUAGUUCAAUAUAAAACCCUUAAUAUAAGAAGCGGUGUCUGAAGAUGUCGGGACAGAAGCGUCCUGCAGACCCCGGCAGUGCCUCCUCGUCGUCGUCGUCGUCCGGUGCUCCGCCUGAGAAGCGGAGGGAGAGGGAGGGAGAGGAUGGAGGUCCCGGGGUCAGCGCGGCUGCUGGGGGGAGCACCGCGGUGACAGAGACGGUCAUCAAACUCGGAGGAGUGUCCAACUCAGAGGAGCAAGACAUCAAAGCCCUCCAGGCGAAGAAUCGAAAGUUGGGAGAAUCCCUUGAUCUAAGACAGGUGAUUGAGGACGAAUUGCGAGAGCGAAUUGAGAGACUGGAGACGCGUCAGGCUACCGAUGAUGCCAGUCUGCUGAUCCUCAAUAGAUACUGGAACCAGUUUGAUGAAAACGUCAAACUAACAAUCAGGCGGUAUGACCAAUCAACCAGUGAGCCUGAGAAACCUCUGGCAAGCGAGGGGCGGAGCUUGAAGCCAGAUACCCCAGAACCCGAUGGCGACUCCAACCAGGAGAGGGCAAAGGACAGAGGCCACCCGGGAGAGACAACCAACUCCUUCUUAGCCACACUGGCAAGUAGCAGCAGCGAGGAGAUGGAGGCUGAGCUUCAAGAGAGGGUGGAGUCCAGCCAGAAGCAGGCCAAUCAUGUGGUGGAGAUCUAUGAAUGUCUGAGGAGCACAGUGGAUAAACUGAAGACAGAGCUGGACUCUGGAGCGGAUGAGAUGAAACAGAGAGCAGAGGGCAGCCUGUGGCAGGUAGCUUCCAAUCUGAACUCCCUCUUGACCCGGGAGAACAAGCGGCUGCAGCAGCUGACAGAGGACCUCAAGCAAAAGUACAGUCAAAUGACAAGCGAGACCCGGCCUUUGGGUCGUGCAGCUAACAAAGCAGACCAGCGCAUCGGAGAGCUGCAGGUUUUGAUCGAUGAGCUCCAGUGGGACAUGGAGAAGAUCCGCCGCAGAGAGAACAGACUGAAUGCACACCUGAGCGAGAUCCUGGAAAGGGUGAAUAGUAAAGGCUACAAAGUGUGUGGAGAGGCAAGCAGCGUCUGUGGAACCAUCACUAUAAACAAGAGAAAGUUUGAGGAAAUGAACAGUGAGAUGGACGAGAGCAGGGAGCUGGCAGAUAACCGCCUCAUCGAGCUGCAGAAGCUCCAGCAGGACCUGCAGAAUGUGCAACAGGAGAACAACAGCAUGAAGGCGGAGCUGAUGAGUCGAGCAGAGAGCAUGGUAAAAGAGACUUCAGAGUACCGCUGCCUGCAGUCGCAGUUUUCUGUUCUCUAUAACGAGUCUCUGAUCCUUAAGGCUCAGUUAGAUGAGACGCGUGCUCGUCUCAACACUACCAGAACUGCAAGGCUUCGGCAGCUGGAGCACAUGGAGAAUGAUGAGGUGGCUCUGCAGAGGAAGGUUCGUACAGAGGUGUUUCAGCUGGAGGACACUCUGGCUCAGGUCAGGAAGGAGUACGAGAUGCUGCGCAUUGAGUUUGAACAGACUCUUGCUGCCAAUGAGCAAGCAGGUCCCAUCAACAGAGAGAUGCGCCACUUGAUCAGCACGCUGCAAACACACAACCAGCAGAUGAAAGGAGAGGUGGUGAAAUACAAGAUUAGGCUGAGAGAAACUCAAGCUGAGCUCAAUCAAGUCCGCGCUUCAAAGGGAAACGCCAUCCUCCAGUCUCAGUCGAGCACAGAGCUGGACGUGAAGGAUGAGACGACCUCGCCUUCAAUCACAGCCAUUUCUGGGGAACCUGCGAUCAAGACAGAGCCUGACAACGGCUCCUCAACACCCAGCAGCACAGGGGCCUCAGUGAAAACAGAGCCCGGGGUAGAACCAGAAGCAACAGUAAAAGAGGACGAGAAAGAGGAGAAGAAAGAGAAGGAGGAAAAGAAAGAAAAGGAUGUUCUGAAGAAGGAGGAGAAAGAGCGGGAGAAGGAAAAGGAGAGGCCGACACGCGGCGGUGGCGGUGUGAUAAAGGAGGAGAAAGAGAAGCCGGGGAGUAGCAGCCAACCCGAGGAGUCGGCCGGGGAGCGCCUGUCAGUGGUUGGAGGAUCAAAGAGGAAGGAGAUAGAGCAGCUGAAGAUUGUCAGAGCAGAACUCAAGAAAGCCCAGGAGUCUCAGAGGGAGAUGAAGCUGCUGCUGGACAUGUACCGCUCAGCACCGAAGGAGCAGAGGGACAAAGUGCAGCUCAUGGCUGCAGAGAAGAAGUCCAAGUCAGAGGGAGAGGAGCUACGGCAGAGGCUGAGGGAGCUGGAGGAGAGAGAAAGGAGAGAGGGCAAGAAAAUGGCAGAUGAAGAGGCACUGAGGAAGAUCCGCUCUGUGGAGGAGCAGAUUGACAUUCUCAAUAAGAAGCUUUCAAUAGCAAAACAGGAGGAGGACGCGCUCCUGAGCGAGAUGGACGUGACGGGCCAGGCCUUCGAGGACAUGCAGGAACAGAACAUUCGACUGAUGCAGCAGCUCCGAGAAAAAGACGAUGCAAAUUUCAAGUUGAUGAGCGAGCGGAUCAAGUCCAACCAGAUCCACAAGCUCCUGAAAGAGGAGAAGGAGGAGCUGGCAGACCAGCUGCUCACUCUAAAAACUCAGGUCGACGCCCAGCUUCAGGUGGUGCGGAAGCUGGAGGAAAAAGAUCGCCUCCUGCAGGGCACCAUCAGCACUGCAGAGAGAGAGUUGGGCCUGCGAACACAAGCCUUAGACAUGAACAAACGCAAGGCACAGGACUCUGCGUCGCUGUCAGAGGAGGUGCGAACUCAGCUGGAGCAGGUUCAACAGAGGCUCAAGCUGGUCAGAGAGGAGGUGGUAGAGAACAGCAUCUCCAGAGAGAAAGAGUCAUUUAACGCCCGAAGAGCACAGGAGGACAUCUCCAAACUCAGGAGAAAGAUCGAAAAGGCCAAGAAACCGGCUGAGAAAAUCAGCAACGGAGACGACAUCCUAAAUGAAGAAAUCAACGAUUAUAAGGCACGUCUCACAUGCCCAUGCUGCAACUCUCGGGUAAAGGACGCUGUUCUGACAAAGUGCUUCCACGUCUUCUGCUUCGAGUGCGUCAAGACUCGCUACGACACACGCCAGAGAAAGUGCCCAAAGUGCAACGCCGCCUUCGGAGCGAACGACUUUCACCGCAUUUACAUCGGCUGAAGCUGCAGCAGUAUGAAACGCUCAGGGGGAGGGAGACUCACCACUCUGAACAUGGGACGCCUCGUCUCCUGCGUGUACAGGACACUUAUCGGUGUGAUAUUCCGUGAGCUGCAGUGAUGCUCUGAAUUUAACUCUUUUGAAAUAAAUUCAUUACCAGUGACUGAAUCCAUUUUCUUCAUCCAGUAUCCAACACUUCACUGUUUUCAAAACCGGUACAGGAACUAUGAGUACGAGAGGCGCUAGAUUCUACAAAUUCAUCACAUUCCAAGUGUGUGGUUUCUUUGUGCAAGUGUGUGAGGAAACAGGCAAAGCAGCAUGCUAAUAAAAGAUGAGAACAAUACGAAAGCUUGUAGUGGAUGUUUGUAUUAAGUCAGUGUGUUGUACAUACUGUUUGUCAUUAGUGUUCCAUUUUUUUUUAUUUGAAAGCUGCCUUUUAUCCAAACUUUCCUGAAAUCUAAAAUCAGACUGCUUUGUAAUUUUUGCUCUUCUCGUUAUUAAACUGACAUCUUAAGAGAAA
Messenger RNA from Labrus bergylta (ballan wrasse), 3732 nucleotides. It is a transcript of the gene rnf20, whose product is annotated as ring finger protein 20, E3 ubiquitin protein ligase. The record is from RefSeq and is a predicted model, not a curated record. Gene Ontology annotation, molecular function: metal ion binding; ubiquitin protein ligase activity. NCBI's taxonomy places the organism in Eukaryota, Metazoa, Chordata, Actinopteri, Labriformes, Labridae. Gene Ontology annotation, cellular component: HULC complex; nucleus.